Messenger RNA from Paramacrobiotus metropolitanus, 1949 nucleotides. RefSeq names its product dimethylaniline monooxygenase [N-oxide-forming] 4-like. The coding region runs from base 111 to 1700 and encodes 529 amino acids. The record is from RefSeq and is a predicted model, not a curated record. Gene Ontology annotation, molecular function: NADP binding; flavin adenine dinucleotide binding; N,N-dimethylaniline monooxygenase activity. Lineage: Eukaryota; Metazoa; Tardigrada; Eutardigrada; Parachela; Macrobiotidae. The transcript is spliced from 6 exons.
UCACAAUCAUUGUUUGUAUACAAAGAACUUGUUAUCUGAUUAUCCAUCCCGAGUCGAGGGAAAACGCCACAUUGUGAGUGUAUUUAAAGAGUAUCCAAUCUCCAGCGAAGAUGCCUUUUUCACGCGAUACCACCGGCAGCCGGCAGGUUUUGCGUGCUUUCGCCCGGCGAUUAUCCGAACUCGUAAGCAUGGCGCAAGCCGACGACGGGCAGAGUAGCCGACGACCUUUAAAGGUCGUGAUCAUCGGUGCCGGUGCGUCGGGAUUGUGUGCCCUGCGACAUUUUGCCAACGAUCCAAGAUAUGAUUGCGUCGCGUACGAGCAAUCACCGGCCAUCGGUGGGAUUUGGAACUAUCCGGAAGGAUGCGAGGAACACCCCAAUGCUCCCCCAACAUCGCCGUACUACUGUCGCACGUAUCGCGACUUAAUGACAAAUUCCCCCACUGCACUAACCCACUUUCCCGAUUAUCCGAUGCCACCAGACACUCCAAAUUUCGUACAUCGGGAAGUUGUGGUGCGCUACCUAAACGAAUACUGCGACCAUUUUGAUAUCCGGAGCUGGAUAAAGCUUCGCCAUCAAGUUAUCCGUAUUGAACCUGUGGAAAAUCUUAAAGAUCCAAACUGGCCGAAAUUCCAUGUCACCUCAAUGGAUUUAGAGACUGAAAAGACUGAACAAGUUGUGGCAGACAUUCUCUUGAUAUGCAACGGGCAUAAUGGAAAGCCCAAUAUUCCGCUCCUGCAUAAUAUCGAACAGUUCAGAGGAUCGGUCAUCCAUAGUGCGGAAUACCGAGUACCGGAAGUCUACCAGAACAAAAAUGUGGCCAUUAUCGGAGGAAUGGUUUCUGCUAAUGAUAUCGCUUGUGCGCUGCUACCAGUUGCUAAAAAGAUCAUACUGUGUCGACGUGUUUUUCAAGAAGUUUACAGAAAGAAAUUUUUGCAUGUGUUGGAAACCACAUCGGCCGUGACUUUUGGAUCAGACCACAUCAUUCUGGAGGAUGGCACGAAAGAGAACAUCGAUGCAGUUAUCCUAGCCACUGGAUUUGACUACGAUUUCCCAUUUUUGACACCGGAAUGCCGAACGGAGAUUCUGCGUGGACGUGUUAAACCGUUGUACCGACAUUUAAUCCAUUGUGAGUUUCAUUCGAUGGCUUUCGUUGGCCUGUUCAACGUGGUUCCCUUUCUUGCCGCCGGUGCCGAUCCGCAGAUCCAGUACUACAAAGCUGUCGUAGAAAGAACGGUUAAACUUCCUCCAGUCCCGAAAAUGUUUGCCGAAGUGGACGAAGAGUUCAGUCAACGUUUGGCCAAGGGUUUCAAACCGCACUGGGCCCAUAAAAUGAUCAAUCAGGUUUGGCCGUACAUUGACACACUGGCUAAAGAAGCCGGUUUCCCCACCCACAAAGCCGGUUUUCCCGCCAUGUACAAAGAUAACGUGGAGUGCAUUCUCAAGGCACCGUGGGAGUACCGCGACAUGGUCGAAGAACGAAUCGCGGCCGAGCGAGAACGAGCCAAUCGCGAAGGUCGCCGAUUUUCCCAGAUUUACGGCAUCCCCAAUAGCGAACCCCUGGAAGCGAAAAAUGCCGAACUGGGCCGAGGCGGAUCAAAAAUUCCGGACAUGUCGAGCGUACCGGAUGGACGUAGAAUGUCAAAACCACAGAUACCAACCGGCGAACGACGACCUUCCCUUAUGCAGGUUAAUGAAUAGAAAAGCAGUUUUAUGCUGGGGUCAUCGAGUGGGGGAUGCAGUUAGAAACGUUGUGGUUAUCGGACUGAGCAAUAUCCAUUAUGUUAUGCUUAUUCAAUGAAUAAUCGAUAUCUUUCAUUAUUUGCUUUGCUGGGUGUUAUUAAUUUUGUCAAUGUUCUUGCACUGAAAUUUUUAACAAUGUAGGUGCACAUAUCAUUCGCUUUUUAGCUAGGGUGUUAAAUAAGAUCCAUUAAACUUGAUUAUUCGUUA